CUCGUCGGGACCCAAAAAAUAUUGACAGAAAAAAUUAAAACAGAAAAGAAAAAGAUUAUUAUUUUUUCAACGUAGGUGGCGCCGUCUCUGCUCGAGAAAUUUGUUGCCUUGACUGCGAUUCUGUUGUCAACAACGCAGAUUGCUGCAAAAACUUCGACAAAUGUGCUAACUUUAACGAAUUCAUCAUGUACAGUGACGUCAUCAACCUCCCUAGGGAACAUGUGAAACACUCCCUACUGUUUGAUUAGUGCUUCCAACAAUAUUUAAUAUUGACAUUUAUUUUUAUUUCUACAAAGUGGAUAAAAUGUCACAAGUAAAAGAAGAAGACCAAUUAAAUGCUUUGGGAACUUCAGAGUCCAACAGCGUUCAAGUUGUGAUAGAGCCUGCCACUCCUAAUGAGAAGAAAAGAGGUAGAGCAAAAGAAAUCUUGAAUAUGGAAGAGACUCAACAGAACGGGAAAGAUGGAAAAGAAAUGUUUGAAAUGGCCUCAGAACAUGAAUUAGACAAUUGUACACAAGUACCAGCAGAUGAAUCUAGAAGUGACAAUUCUAAUAAUGACAUUGCACAGAAAAGUCAUUUGGAACUUAAUCAGCCUGUGGAAAUAGACAAUGCAAAUGGCCCACAAGUGGCAAAUGUAUGUGACUCGACAAACUCAUUAGUUCAAAAUUCUUCAGGAAAUUUAGAAAAGGACAGUCAAGAUGAGAUAGAAAGACAACCAUCAUCUGAAGUCAAGAUGGAUGAAACAGAGGGACCUGAAAUUGCAGUUAGUACGGAACACAGAGAUUCUGCUUCUGAAGUUGAAGAAUUAGAGCAGUCAAAAUCAGAAAGUUCAAACUCAUCAGCACCUCUCAGUGGUACUGAGCAUGAAUUGCAGGAUGAAAAUAAAGAAGUAAUAGAAGAAAAUGUCAAUAAUAAAAUGGAUGGAUCUUUUAGUAAUACAAAGAAAGAUGAAAGUAAUGAAGUAAAAGAAGAAGAUGUCAAUAAUAAACUGGAUGGAUCUUUUAGUAAUACAAAGAAAGAUGAAAGUAAUGAAGUAAAAGAAGCAGAUGUCAAUAAUAAACUGGAUGGAUCUUUAAGUAAUACGAAAAAAGAUGAAAGUGAUGAAGUAAAAGAAGAAGAUGUUGACAAUGAAAUGGAUGGAUCUUCUAGUAAUACAAAGACAGACAAUGAGACGAGAUUCCAGGUAACAACAGACAUUCUUACUGAAGAUAUGGAACCAGGACCACAAGGUAAUGAAUCCUCUUUGGAGGGAUCAGUGGGAGAUAAGGAGAGAACAAUUAAAACUCCAGAGAGUAUUGCAGUGUCUGUGGAUCUUUCUGUCAAUAAUCUUGCCCCAGGCCAAUCUUUAUCAAGAAUGAGCAAUAAAUCAGAAUUUGUGUACAAUGAGCAUGACUUUCCAACGCCUGAUUAUGACAUUUAUGGACCUACACCCACUCCUAUGGCUAGUGAUAGGAGGCAGUUUAGUCCUAGUAAGCGGGAAGGCCACACUGUCAGCAGAGGGGAAGGUGCAAAGAGUGUUACAUUUGCAGAUGAAAUAAGCAAAGGCAGUGAAGUUGACCCUGAUAACAAGGAUUCAGGCAAUCUAUCAGAUAAAGAGGAACCAGAUAGAGAGGAUCAAGACCAGGACUCCGCGGUUGCAGACCAAGAAAAACAGGAAGAAGAAGAAGCAGAACAAAUUACAGAGCAGGAGAAUGAUGAGAGCAGAGAUAUAUUCCCUACAGCUGUGAGUGAAGAGACGAUUGCUGAAGCAAAGAGAAAACAACAAGAUGGUCUUACUCAGAAAGAAAGUUUGGCAAUUGAGUUCUUUGGUGCUUCAAAGUUUGAGCCUGAAUCUAUGGAAGAUGUGGUUACCAAGAAGGCCUACCAACAUUUUGAAGUUGGAUGUCGGUUAGUGGAUGAAGGUGAUUACAGACGGGCAGUGAUCAGCUUGGAUAAGGGUCUUAAUCUCUUACCUAAAGAAGUCAAGUUCUAUCUGAUGAGAGGAGAAGCAUAUCUUCAACUGUGUGACUUUCAGUCAGCUAUUCUCAAUCUAAAGAAAGCAUGUGUUCUUCAGCCUGAUAAUCAUGACUACUAUGCACGCCUGGCAUUUGUUUAUUACUUUCAGGGCCAAAGUUUGUUUGACCAAUGUUUGUUUCCUGAGGCUCUGGAAUCCUUCUCUAGGGCAGCUGAAAUGAGGCCUGAGAUUAUAGCCUAUCAUACUAGAAGCAUUGCUUGUCUAGCUGCCUUACAGCGCCAUGGAGAAUGUCUAGCUUUGGUGAAUAAACGGUUAGAAACUGAAAGGACCAAUCCUGAUCUAUACAUCAUGAGAGCCAGACUUCAUCAACUCUUUAGAAAUACUACCCUAUGUUACUAUGACCUGAAGGACGCGCUAGCACUGAACCCUGAUCAAAUAGAAGCCAAGACUUUGAUGAAGGAACUGGAGCAGAAAGCAGAGGAGAAUAGAAACCAUGCAACCAGACUUCAACUUCAGGGAAAAUUUAAGGACAGCCUUACCAAGAUUACCAUCGCUAUAGAGAUGAACCCAUCAGUGUCAGAUUAUCAUCUUCAGAGGGGAGCCCUUCAUCGUCGUCUUCAUGACUACAAUGCUGCUAUUGAUGACUUUCUCCUUGCUAUGGACAAGACAGAACACAAUGAGUAUAGCACUGUGUAUACCGAUGCUCAACGACAGCUUCUUCUAACAUAUAAUGACUUUGCUGUGGAGUGCUUUGUAGGAGGUCAUUUUGAAGAAGCCAUUUUACUUUUGAAUAAAGCAUUAAAAGGAGAGAAGAGAGAAAAGGGGCUCUACAUUAAUCGAGGAGAUUGCUUCUUUCGUCUACAAGAGCUUCACUUUGCAUUAGCAGACUACCAUCAAGCUUCUGAACUCGAUGGAUGUGAUGCUGGUAUAAGAUCUAGAGUAGCUGCUAUCCAUAAUCAGUUUGGUUUACAGGAUUAUGAAGAGCAUAGUUAUCAAGAUGCAGAAGCUAGAUUUACUGUUGCUAUACAACAUAAUCCAAAGCAUGGAACAUACUACAUCUCACGCUGUAAAGUCAGGCUUAUGAUGGAGAAUCAGAACGGAGCAAGACAAGACUUUCUAAUGGGGCUUCACCUCGACUCCUCAAACACAGAGAUUCUAACUCUAAUGCCUCGUAUAUACCCUGGCAAGUCUGUUGGUGAUGUGAUGAGAACCAAACAUGCCAAGGAAGCCAAGAUAGCCGCUGAUAAUGCCGUCAUAACAGCAUCACCUAUCAUACUACCGGCUAUGGGCAGUUCUGCACAGGAUAGUCGAGAAGGCGGCCUCUUUCACACUGAUGGCAGUAAACGGGUUAACUUUGAUCCAGGAUUGAUAUCAGACACAGCCGUCCCUCCUCUGAAGUACUGUAUGAAUGAACAAGACUUCAACAGGGCCUUGACAAAACAAAAGAAAAAGAUUUCAAACCAUGUGAAGACUCUUCUUAAUGAGCGAGGAUCAAUGCGUGCAGAGAAGCCCAAACUGAAUCCUGUACCUCCUCCUAGACCCUAUGAAGUAAAAGGAGGUCAUUGGAAGAACCCAGAACCUGCUAUCAAACCUGGCUGGAGAACUUUUAGCCUUGGUAUUGGACUUAUGGAAUAGACAUGGACUAUUGCACACAAGCAAAGAAAUCAAAUUUUGUCAAUGUUAUUGCAAUCUACUGACAUGUAUGAACCAAGCUGAGGCUAUGUAUGAAGAAAAAAAAGAAACGACUCUGCUUUGUUUCUCUCCAAUGAUUAAAUGGGAUACCACCAAUAGCAGAAAUCAUCAGAACCUGUCAUAGGUCAUGAUGUGUGAGCUAAAUUAUAGGC
Messenger RNA from Strongylocentrotus purpuratus (purple sea urchin), 3798 nucleotides. RefSeq lists its product as uncharacterized. Gene Ontology annotation, molecular function: protein binding. The coding region runs from base 305 to 3589 and encodes 1094 amino acids. The record is from RefSeq and is a predicted model, not a curated record. Lineage: Eukaryota; Metazoa; Echinodermata; Echinoidea; Camarodonta; Strongylocentrotidae. The transcript is spliced from 12 exons.